Messenger RNA from Sorex araneus (European shrew), 824 nucleotides. It is a transcript of the gene TIMM17B, whose product is annotated as translocase of inner mitochondrial membrane 17B. Gene Ontology annotation, biological process: protein import into mitochondrial matrix. The record is from RefSeq and is a predicted model, not a curated record. Gene Ontology annotation, cellular component: TIM23 mitochondrial import inner membrane translocase complex; mitochondrial inner membrane. NCBI's taxonomy places the organism in Eukaryota, Metazoa, Chordata, Mammalia, Eulipotyphla, Soricidae. The transcript has 6 exons. Gene Ontology annotation, molecular function: transmembrane protein transporter activity. Bases 46 to 558 code for a protein of 170 amino acids.
UGGCAUGUCUGGGGUUGGACUGACUACGCGGCCGGACGCGGCGCCAUGGAGGAGUACGCUCGGGAGCCCUGCCCUUGGCGAAUUGUGGAUGACUGUGGUGGAGCUUUCACUAUGGGUGUCAUUGGAGGUGGUGUCUUCCAGGCCAUCAAGGGAUUCCGAAAUGCCCCUGUGGGAUUUCGCCACCGCCUGCGAGGUAGUCUCAAUGCUGUGAGGAUUCGAGCUCCCCAGAUUGGAGGGAGCUUUGCUGUGUGGGGUGGUCUGUUCUCCACCAUUGACUGUGGCCUCGUGCGGGUGCGUGGCAAGGAGGACCCCUGGAACUCCAUAACCAGCGGAGCACUGACUGGAGCUGUGCUAGCUGCCCGCAGUGGCCCACUGGCCAUGGUGGGCUCAGCCAUGAUGGGGGGCAUCUUGUUGGCCCUGAUCGAGGGGGUUGGCAUCCUUCUCACUCGGUACACUGCCCAGCAGUUCCGCAAUGCUCCACCGUUCCUGGACGACCCUAGCCAGCUGCCCCCCAAGGACGCAGCUCAAGGCUACCCGAACUACCAGCAGUAUCACUAAGGAGGUAGCUGGCUGGCACCUCCACCAUGGGAGCCCUGCUUCGGUCCCCUUCCCUGAUCUACCUCGAAGGGAGGGCUGGCUCCUAGUUGGCCCUGGGGCCUGUUUCUACUUUGUCCCAGGGGGGUGGGGCACCCCAGCUGCCCUGAUAGAUGACUUUUCUUCUGUCUUAGGGCACCCCAACCCCACACUUGUAACCAGCUCUCACCCCCAGCAUCCCCUCUGCGUGGUGUGUCCUGAUGAAUAUUUAAAACCAGUUUUGAAAUGCC